Molecule: messenger RNA, 339 nt
Organism: Colletotrichum spaethianum
Lineage: Eukaryota; Fungi; Ascomycota; Sordariomycetes; Glomerellales; Glomerellaceae
Product: vacuolar basic amino acid transporter 2
Exons: 2
Coding region: 1-339 (112 amino acids)
Biological process (GO): vacuolar proton-transporting V-type ATPase complex assembly
Cellular component (GO): endoplasmic reticulum membrane
Source: RefSeq, a predicted model, not a curated record
AUGGCGACCCGACGCAUUGUCGCCUCGGAGAAGACUAUCCUCGAGAAGGACGAUGUGGUCGGAUCCAGCCCCGCCGCUGGCGAUAAGUCCAACAUCACACCCGCCGUGCCGACGGACGUCAUCCUGAAACUCCUUGGAUUCACCUUCGCCAUGAUUGUUUUGCCUAUCGGCACCUACUUUGCUACGGUGGACUUCCUCUUCAAGGGCAACUCGACAUUUGCUGGAGCCCUGGCCGCCGUCAUGGCCAAUGUGGUCCUGAUCAGCUAUGUCAUCGUUGCCAUGAAGGAGGACCAGAGCGAUCAGCUAGAAGCUAAGAAGGAAGCGAAGAAGGAUCGCUGA